This is a messenger RNA of Oncorhynchus masou masou (cherry salmon), 1617 nucleotides long. RefSeq names its product C1GALT1-specific chaperone 1 (gene c1galt1c1). Bases 149 to 1105 code for a protein of 318 amino acids. NCBI's taxonomy places the organism in Eukaryota, Metazoa, Chordata, Actinopteri, Salmoniformes, Salmonidae. The transcript is spliced from 2 exons. The record is from RefSeq and is a predicted model, not a curated record. Gene Ontology annotation, molecular function: N-acetylgalactosaminide beta-1,3-galactosyltransferase activity.
GAAACUGUGCUUCUCGACCGGAACCCAGGCCCCUUCAUCUGCCACAGCACACCUGACACCGCUCUCGACAGGAGUGGAAACUAAAAAGAAGGGAGGGAAUUCUUCGCCAGCGGCAGUCGUUUGUAGUGUGUGCUGCUGACAAACUAACAUGUUGUCGGAAGGCAGCUCCUUCAUGAAGGGGAUGGCCCUGGGAGGCAUAUUCUGUCUGUUGUUGUCCCUGUUAGGGAGCUUCACACCAGGCAUGCAGUCUAGCCCAGAGGACCAGCACCACCACCACCACAUCAAGGCUCCCACCAACGACGAGCUACAGAGCCUGUCCGAGCCCCAGAUGGUGGAGCUGAGCCAGAAGGUGCGAGUCUAUUGCGUCAUCAUGGUUCAGCCUAAGGUCCUAGUGUAUUGGGCCACAGCCAAGGACACCUGGGGUAAACACUGCGACCAGGCUGUAUUCUACAGCUCCGAGUCAGCCAAAGCUCUGGAAGCGGUGGACCUUAACGAACAGGACGAGUGGGCCAAGCUGCACAAGGCCCUGAAGCACGCGUACGACAAUUCCGGUGACCUGCGCUGGUUCUUUGUGGCGCGGCCUACCACCUUUGCCAUUAUUGAGAACCUCAAGUACCUCGUUCUGGCCAAAGACCCCAACGAGCCCUUUUACAUCGGCCACACCGUGAAAUCGGGCGAACUGGAGUACGUUGAGUACGAGAGCGGCAUCGUGCUGAGCUACGAGGCCCUCAGAAGGCUGGUGAAUGUGUUCAAAGACGGGGAGAAGUGUCCAGAGCGAGGCAGGUCCCUUUGGAAGCUAAGCGAGGAGAAACAGCUGGCUAUAUGUCUGAAGUACACUGGGGUGUUUGCAGAGAACGGUGAGGACACACAGGGCAAGGGGCUGUUCAACAGUAAGAGUGUGGGUUCACUCAUCGAAGACAGCAUGUCCAAAAACUCUUUGGAUGUGGUGGAGGGCUGUUGCUCUGACUUAGCCAUCACCUUUAGCGGAAUGUCACCAAACCAGAUGCAGGUCAUGAUGUUUGGGGUUUACAGACUACGCCCGUAUGGGCAUAACUUCCAUGAUUCCUUGAUAUUCCUGCCACCCGAGGGCUCUGACAAUGACUAAAGUGCAAGGCUUCCCCCUUUGGGCCAGACAUGGAAUUAAAAAGACUGCUGCUGUGUGAUGUCAAGUCGAACUGUUGAACUGUUGAACGGUUUUCUUAUUCAGUUUGUAUACAUGCGAGAGGGUGGCAAAUCUUUAGUCUUUUAUACCUUUUGAAAUUUGCACUCCGCACAAUACAAUUGUGGUUGUGAAGAAUGAAUGAACAGAUGUAGGCUAAUGCAGUGCUAUGAAGAAAUAUAUCUAAUUCUUUCACACAAUUAAUUAAUUUACUUUCAUUGGUAUGUGUGGCUAAUUUGGUUUAAUUAGGCAAAUACAAGGCCACACAGAGUGAACAUUUGGUGAAAUUGAUCAAGUAUUGAGAUGACUGUAAAAGUCUGUAAACAAAUAGUUUGCUCCACAUGAUUGUUGUCAUUGUAAUGAAAUUAAUGUUGGUGGAUUUGUUUUGUUUUUUGUUUAUUUUGUAACUAUUUUACCCACUUGGAAAACCAGGUAAAAUAAAAAUGGACUGAAAUUGA